AUCUGCCCCGCAGUGAUAUCUCGCAGAGUGUAAUGACGCUGAUACCAUCGGACAUGACAGUACCGUUAUCACUUUACUCGUUAGGUGGAGAGAUCAGACUGGUCUGAUUCCAUAGGCGCCGCCAGUGUAAACCAGUAUGAUCUUGUUUCUGACACUGUCGCUGAUGCGUUAUCGUGAACAAUAAAUAUUCUAAAGAAUCUCCCUACUGUCCAUAUCUUGACAACGUCACAAUGCCCCACUCACUUCCCUCGUCGCCCAAGGCUACACCCAGGGACGGCCGGAACGGUAUCACUAAAUUCACCAACUGCCGUAUCCUACGAGGCAGAUCGCUGGUUAGGGAAGACCUCUGGGUAGACUCUGUUACGGGCAAGAUUGUUCCAAGCCAAGCUGCCUUCUACGAUGACUUGAUCCUACCUGACGAGGUCAUCAACCUUGGUGGUCGUAUACUGUCGCCAGGACUUAUCGAGUGCCAACUGAAUGGAGCUUUCGGCUUCAACUUCUCAACACUUCUCGAGCCUGCUACCUAUGCCAAGAAAAUAAGAGAGGUGAACAAACAGCUUGUCACAACGGGAGUAACCUCUUACAUGCCAACGAUCACGAGCCAACGGAGCGAGAUAUACAAGUCUGCUUUACCACAUCUUGGCCCUUCAGGCUACUACCAUGUGGCAGAGGAUGGAGCUGAGUCUGUUGGAGCACAUGUCGAGGGCCCCUUUUUGAAUCCGACUAAAAACGGGAUUCAUAAUGUUGACGUAUUACGGCAAGCUGAAAGUUUUGAGGAUCUUGAGGACUGUUACGGGGCAGGUAAUCUCCACAGUGAGGAUGGUUACCGACCUGCAGCAGUCAAGAUGAUCACGGCAGCUCCAGAACUGGGAAAAAUGACAGCUUUGAUCCCUGAAUUAUCGCGGCGAGGAAUCAUCUACUCGAUCGGACACUCAGAAGCAACAUACGAGGAGGCAUCCGCAGCUGUUGGCGCCGGCGCCACUAUGAUAACACAUCUGUUCAAUGCAAUGCGCCCACUGCACCACCGCAACCCGGGUAUUUUCGGGGUUCUCGGUAUUGCCGAAAGUCUACCACGCCCUUGGUUCGGCAUCAUCGCCGAUGGCGAACAUCUACAUCCAACCACCAUCAAGAUCGCGUACAACGCGCACCCAGACGGUUUUAUACUGGUCACUGAUGCCAUGCACUUGGUUGGGCUUCCGGACGGCACCUACCCUUGGACAAACGGCGAGGAUAUGAGUAAAAUUAUCAAGAAAGGACCUAAAUUGAUCCUUGAAGGAUCAGGUCGCAUUGCGGGAAGCUCCAUCACGCUCAUCGAGUGUGUAAACAACUUCCUCAAUUGGACAGGUGCUUCUAUCCCGCAGGCCCUCAAUGCCGUCACAUCUACGCCAGCCGCCAUGUUGGGUCUCCAGGGAACAAAGGGGUGUUUGACAGAGGGCGCGGACGCCGACUUGAUCGUGUUCUCUGAGAAUGUGAACGCGCAAGGUAGGAGCGAACUCGUCAUUGACGAGGUCUGGAAGUUUGGAUCGAAAGUCUUCAGCCGAUAAGGUGGCUCAUUUUAUCAUAUACCCCAACCCUUAAGAUAAAGAAGGGUAUGAGCGUUAAAUCACAGCGUUGAGAAGAAAAAAAGGGUAGAUUGCAUAUUGAUGAAGAUUCAGCAGCAACGAUAGGGAUGAAGAGAUUACUUUUAUAUACCAAACUUUCAAUCACUUCAUUCCCGACAUAGAAUCACAUAGCAUGCUUAUAGUUUAGACUAUUUCAUCAAGUUAGAUUCUGUAUAGUCGGU
Xylaria bambusicola is the source of this 1783-nucleotide messenger RNA. Its product is annotated as carbohydrate esterase family 9 protein. Gene Ontology annotation, biological process: N-acetylglucosamine catabolic process. The record is from RefSeq and is a predicted model, not a curated record. Bases 231 to 1544 code for a protein of 437 amino acids. Gene Ontology annotation, molecular function: N-acetylglucosamine-6-phosphate deacetylase activity. The transcript has 3 exons. Lineage: Eukaryota; Fungi; Ascomycota; Sordariomycetes; Xylariales; Xylariaceae.